UGGCUGCACUGUUUACAAGCCGUCCGUCCACACUAGUGGGCGCGUCGUUCGCCAACAGCUGUUUGUGUCUUGGUGGUCGGCCACCGUUGGAUUCGCUGAUCGCUGUCAUACUGUAGUACUGAACGGUUGGGUGCUUGACGUCUUCUGUUGUUUCUAAUUGUCUUAGUCGUCAUUGUUAGCUUGCCUAAAGUUGUCUUUUAACAUUGUCAACAUUAAUUGUGCCGAUCUCCCGUUCACGUUGUUUCUCAUUGCAAUUGUGUUAAUUAUUUUUUAGUGUGUUUUUGUUACGUUCAUUAAUAAUUUUGCGUGUUUACAUUAGUGAGUGUUUUUGACUAUCAUCUCUCUUUCCGUUUGUGAUGCAUCAAUGUCCGUCCAGGAAGACUAUUCUCUCUUGUGCACUUUGAACAUUUUCCGGUACUUGCUUGCACCGGUCAUUCACCGAACCAUCUGUCUGCCUUUGCAGAAUACCAUUUAAUUCCCAAUCUAACGUGCAGAUAUUUUAAACUGGUUUGAAAUAUUAUAAACAUUAAAAUGUGGUCUAAAUUGAAUAGCGAAGAGAAGAACAUAUUUUGUAAUCGUGGAGAACAUUCCAAAAAUGAUACAAAACCAGUUACACUAACGAACAAUGAUCAAAUUUGUACCAAAUCAUGUUCUGUUUAUGUAGGCCCUCCAAUUAAUAUGGAUAGAUUAAAGGAGUAUGCUAGAAAACCUCCAAAGGAACCUACCUUUGGGCUGAACCAAAGAUACCCCAAGCGAACAAAAAAUGAAGAUCUUCAAGAGGGACUUAGUCAAUACAUAGGACCAUUUGAUUUUGAACAUCUUACUAGCAAACCAAGGGUUAUUUUGGAUUUUCUCAGAGUGCCAUCUAUGAGUAAACUUACAAUGCUAUUGGAUUUAAUGUAUAAUGAUUCUUUACAUCGAUUGUGCUCAAAUGAUUUAAGAGGACGUGAAAGAAAAGAUGAAAUAAUGCGUUUAAGACUCUAUCAUAAAGGUACGACCAUUAGAAAAACAUUCAUGGAACUUGUUAAUGAUUACAAACGCAUGAAAAGAACCAAUACACUUAAUUUUUCUCAAAUAUCCGAUUUACGACACGCUUAUGAAAAUAUUCUUGAACCUGGAGAAUAUCUCAAUAAGGUUAAUGAUGAUUUUGAUUUAAGCUUAGACGAUUCUGGCAUUAAAAUAGAGAAUAUGUUAAAUGAAUUUUGCAUGGUUCCUUCCUUUACUGAUUUCUUAUCAACUACUAUUAUCGCUAACGAUAAAAAUAAGACUGAAAAACUUCCACAAGAUUUAAUUGAUUGGGUUAAGGAAGUUCGAUCUCGUGAUUCCUUGAUUCUGAAUGAUGAAAACGACAGCACGAAAACUACUGAAGAUAAACUAAAAAAUGUAUCCAUCGAUGUAGUAGAGAAAGAAGUUAAUUUAAAAUGUAAUUCUAAUGAUGACGAUAACAUUGAAAAUGAAAAAGAAACUCCUAGUCAUUGUUUAGAAAAAGUUAAAACUUCCACGGAUAGUUUAGAACAAGAAAGAAAUUCCACAAUCAAUCAAGAUAUGGAAAUUUCUAUCGAUAGUGUAGCGGAGAAGUCUGUUACAAAUUAUCAAGAUGUCGAAGCUUCUGAGAGUAAAGUAAAAGAAAUUCCUAUGGUGAUCUUAGAACAAGAAACUUCUAUUGAUGUUUUAAAGGAUGAAACUUUUACAAAAAAAUCAGAAGAAGAAGAAGUAGAAGAGGAGGAUAAGAAGAGAGAAGAAGUAGAAAAGGAAGAGAAGGAAGGAGAAGAAAACGACGAAGAAGGAGGAGAAAGAGAAGAAACAGCUAUAAAUACUUUAGAAGAAAAUAAUAUUAGUUCAAAUUAUUCAAAAAUAAAUAAAAUUUUUAAAAAAAAAUUACUUACACAUUCAUUGAGAAUAACUAAAGCAGAAAAAAGAACGUUAGUAAGGAUUAUAAAUUCAAAGUUUGACCCUGAUAAAAUAAAUUGGAAAAGGUAUAAACCUUCUACAAGAACGAGAUUGUUUCAAGUUAUUGUAUACUUUGGUAGUUUUAGAAUGGCACUUUGCGACGAGCUUCAUUUGGACCGUUUAGGAUUAAAAAAUGAUAAAAUAUGUGAAAUAGAUAAACUAUUGAGAUCAAUAAAAGUUGAAACUGGUCUGCUGCAACAAUUUUUCACCUUUAAUGGAAUAGAAAACAUUUUAAUUUGGCCAUUGGGUAAAGAUAUUGUUAAUAUUAUUAUUCCAGAGAGUAGUCCAACUAUUAACAUUUUAUUUAGUUUUGUUAGAGAUAUCAUUACUAAAUUCUGCGAAAAAUUAAAAGUUUUACUACGCAAAUCUGGUUUAAAAAUUGUAUUGAAUAAAGAAUCUCUUUUUGAAAAUUUACCUAAUUAUCAGAUAGGAAAAGAUGUUUGUAAUACUGAGCUUUCACUGGAUUAUGCAAAUGUCCAUACUCAAUCAUCAUCUAAAAAAUUAAACACCGAACAUUUAGAUUUAACAAAAACAUCAUUUUGUAUCAAGAAAAAUAGUUCUAAUGAAAAAAUAUGUCAGAGUAUGAUAAAUAUUAUAAAAUCGGAUGAUUCUAUCUUUCAGUCUUGGAAUGAAUGUAAUAACUUGAAUAAGUUCAAAUCCAAACUGUUACAAGCUGGCGUUACAUUACCAAUAGAGGAGAGCAAUACUUUACAUUGUUCAAAAUUUGUUGAAAUAUAUGUGAGAUGGUUUUGUGAGGAAUACCUUCAAGGUGAAAAAUUUUAUAAAUUGGCUCUAAGUAUUUUGAAAAAUAUUAUUCUUCAUAUCAAUACUGUUGGUGAAUGUACAGACACUAAAGUUGAAACGGCAAUUAAUAACGUGUUAAUUAUAUUAUAUCAUGAUCCGUGCUUCGCAAAAGUGUACGAAUUAUAUGUUAAUGCCAAAAAUCCUAAGUGUUCUUCGAGUUCAAAACAUGAAAAUUUUAGUGAUGAAAAAUAUAACAGUGAUUAUGUAGAUGUCAAUAAAAAAGCUAUUGGAAAAGUAAACAUUGAAUCAAAUGUAAAUGUUCAAACAAAUAUGAUAGAGACCAAUAACGUUGAAAUGCCAUCUAAUAAUAGCGGAAUUUCCACAUCUUGUGUUUUCGGUAAAUUAAACGAUGUUCUAGUUAAUGAUUCAGAAGUUACUUCUAAUCCACAAUGUUCAAAUUAUAACUCAAAAAAUGAUUUUAUUUAUGAUUUUUCAAAUUUAUUAAGUGAAAAUAAUGAUGGCUCGUCUAAUACUUUGUUUGAAAAUGUUGAUGUUGAUGAAAAUAAUUUUAAUGAAGCUAAUCCAUUUGAUGAUUUUCCAAUGACUAAUUUAUUCGAUGAUAAUAUUCCACUUGAAAAUCAUUCGGUUAAUGAUAUGUUAGGAAUAAACUUACAAUUUCAACAAGAUAAGAACACGGAAGAAGUUUCAUUGAUAUCCUCGUGUGAUCAACUUGUUAAUUAUGCUGUGAGCGAUGAAAUUAGUCUUGAAGAGCUUAAUAUGGCGGCAGUUAGUGACGAAUAUGGCUUUGACAAUGCUGGUGUAUUAUUGCCGCCUUACAACUGAG
Molecule: messenger RNA, 3538 nt
Organism: Melanaphis sacchari
Lineage: Eukaryota; Metazoa; Arthropoda; Insecta; Hemiptera; Aphididae
Exons: 9
Coding region: 532-3537 (1001 amino acids)
Source: RefSeq, a predicted model, not a curated record